AUGAGCGAGGUCAAGAAGCGCAAGGACCUCAAGAAGAUCAUGAUCAUUGGCGCCGGCCCUAUCGUGAUCGGCCAAGCGUGCGAGUUUGACUACUCAGGCACGCAGGCGUGCAAGUCCCUGCGCCAGGAGGGCUACGAGGUCGUCCUGCUAAACUCGAACCCGGUGGGUAACAGGUCAGGUCAGAUCAGGCGCCGUCGGGACGCCCGCGCGCGGCUCGGCUGCCGCGCGUGCGGCUGGGAGGCCGCGGCGCACCCGGCGGGCUGCGGCAUGCGGGUGCAGGCGGAGAAGGCGGCCCGCAUACACGCCCGUGCGGGUGUACUUGGAUCCGCCUGGCGGCCGGCGCUGCAGCAGGGCGCGACCAUCAUGACUGAUCCCGGCAUGGCGGACCGCACCUACAUCGGCCCGAUGACCCCAGAGCUGGUGGAGCAGAUCCUGGACAAGGAGCGGCCCGACGCGAUCCUGCCCACCAUGGGCGGCCAGACCGGCCUGAACCUGGCCAAGAAUCUCGCAGAGAGCGGCCUGCUUGACAAGUACGGCGUGGAGCUCAUCGGGGCCAAGCUGCCCUCCAUCGACCGCGCAGAGGACAGGGAGCUGUUUAAGCAGGCCAUGUUCCGCAUCGGCCUCAAGACAGUGGCGGCCGCGGCGGCGGCAGAAGUGGAGGGGCGCCGGCGUGACGAAGAGCCUCAGCAGCUGCUGCGGGGGCUGGCACGGGCGGGGGGGUCCUGGGUGAUGCGCGCUGCUGCCGCCAGGGCGCGGCCAGGCGCAGCGGUGCCCCCCAGCGGCACGGCCAGCAACAUGGAUGAGGCGCUGGCGAUCGCGGCCGAGAUAGGCUCCUUCCCCCUCAUCAUCCGCCCAGCGUUCACCCUGGGCGGCACCGGUGGCGGGAUCUCGUACAACCUGGAGGAGUUCAAGGCCCAGGUCGAGGCCGGCAUCGACGCCUCCAUGACUGACCAGGUCCUGGUUGAGAAGAGCCUCAUUGGCUGGAAGGAGUUUGAGCUGGAGGUCAUGCGUGACCUGAACGACAACUGCAUGAUCGUGUGCAGGUGA
Molecule: messenger RNA, 1047 nt
Organism: Monoraphidium neglectum
Lineage: Eukaryota; Viridiplantae; Chlorophyta; Chlorophyceae; Sphaeropleales; Selenastraceae
Product: carbamoyl-phosphate synthase large subunit
Exons: 10
Coding region: 1-1047 (348 amino acids)
Biological process (GO): L-glutamine metabolic process
Cellular component (GO): cytoplasm
Molecular function (GO): metal ion binding; ATP binding
Source: RefSeq, a predicted model, not a curated record